CGGAGUGGCGCAGGGAAUGGUGCAUUCUCGAAGAUAUUUGGUACAAAUGGCAUUUUCGUUAAAGUCGUUGUCUCGUCGGUCUUCGCCGUUGGGUUUUAUCUCAGAGCGAUCAGUUGAUUACGCGGCUGCGAACUGAUGGCGUCUGGCGGCGGAGCUGGAAAUGCGGGAGGAGGAGCGGCGGCGCUCGGGGCAGGAGUUGAGUGGCACCUAAGGCCGCAAGUCCCGAAGAAUCCUGUUGUCUUCUUCGACAUAACCAUCGGGAACAUCCCUGCUGGUCGUAUCAAGAUGGAGCUCUUCGCCGACAUUGCUCCCAAAUCCGCCGAAAACUUCAGGCAGCUAUGCACUGGCGAGUUUAGGAAAGCAGGAAUUCCGCAAGGGUUUAAAAACUCUCAGUUUCAUAGGGUGAUCAAGGAUUUUAUGAUUCAAGGUGGUGAUUUUCUGAAGAAUGAUGGAAGUGGAUGUGUAUCCAUAUAUGGAAGUAAGUUCGAGGAUGAAAACUUCAUUGCAAAGCACACUGGUCCAGGUUUAUUAUCCAUGGCAAAUAGUGGGCCAAAUACGAAUGGAUGUCAGUUCUUCGUCACCUGUGCAAAAUGUGACUGGCUUGAUAACAAACACGUUGUCUUUGGGCGAGUACUUGGAGAUGGUCUUUUAGUGGUGAGGAAGAUUGAGAAUGUGGCAACUGGACCUAACAACAGACCAAAACUGCCAUGUGUUAUUGCUGAAUGUGGGGAGAUGUAACACAAUUUGUCCAACUUUUCAAUCACAAAUUCAUACUGGUUGUUAGCAGCACUUGAUUGCAGGAGCAAUUAGAGUAAUCUGUCAAGAUGUAAGGAGUAUAACAUGAGAGAGGAUAGCUGUUUGAUAUACAAUUACAAUGUUGCAUUAUGUGAAGCCCAACUUCAUUAAAAUCGUAAUGAAGACUAUAUACUUUUUUUUUU
Ipomoea nil (Japanese morning glory) is the source of this 938-nucleotide messenger RNA. Its product is annotated as peptidyl-prolyl cis-trans isomerase CYP22. Gene Ontology annotation, biological process: protein peptidyl-prolyl isomerization; protein folding. The record is from RefSeq and is a predicted model, not a curated record. Gene Ontology annotation, cellular component: intracellular membrane-bounded organelle. NCBI's taxonomy places the organism in Eukaryota, Viridiplantae, Streptophyta, Magnoliopsida, Solanales, Convolvulaceae. The transcript has 7 exons. Gene Ontology annotation, molecular function: peptidyl-prolyl cis-trans isomerase activity. The coding region runs from base 136 to 738 and encodes 200 amino acids.